Messenger RNA from Zymoseptoria tritici IPO323, 1200 nucleotides. RefSeq lists its product as uncharacterized. Bases 58 to 1200 code for a protein of 380 amino acids. NCBI's taxonomy places the organism in Eukaryota, Fungi, Ascomycota, Dothideomycetes, Mycosphaerellales, Mycosphaerellaceae. The transcript is spliced from 2 exons. The record is from RefSeq and is a predicted model, not a curated record.
GACAAUGAAGUUCCACCUCGUUGUCCGCUCUCUACCACCAUCGGAAAGGAGUUCAUCAUGGCUGGUCCCAUCCGUCAACCUAUCGACCUGGACAAGCUCGCCAAGUACAUUGACGAACAUGUCCCGGAGAUCAAGACCCCGCUGGACGUGAAGCAGUUCGGGUACGGUCAAUCCAACCCAACAUACCUCCUCACCGACACCGCCUCGAAGAAAUAUGUCAUGCGAAAGAAGCCUCCGGGCAAGCUCCUCUCCAAAACCGCCCACCAAGUCGACCGCGAGUACCGAAUCAUCCACGCUCUAGAAGACACCGAUGUUCCCGUACCAAAGGCCAUGUGCCUGUGCACCGACACGUCAAUAGUCGGCACCGAUUUCUACAUCAUGUCCUUUCUCGACGGCCGCAUCUUCGCCGAUCCAUCAUUUCCGGAUGUCAGCCCCAAAGACCGCAAUGCUAUGUGGAAGAGUGCGGUCGAGACAUUGGCGAAGUUCCACAGGACAUCACCAAAGAGCGUGGGCAUGGAGGACUUUGGUCGGCCGAACAAUUUCUACAACCGUCAGUUGAAGACCUUUGCGACGUUGAGUAUCGCCCAGGCCAAGACCAAGGACAUCGAAUCUGGUGUGCCGGUGGGCAUGAUUCCACACUACGACCAAAUGGUGGAGUUCUUUGGCGAUAAGAAUUCGCAGCCCGUCGACCGCGGUACUUUUGUACACGGCGACUACAAAAUCGACAAUGUAGUCUUCCACAAGACCGAACCUUAUGUCAUUGGUAUUCUCGACUGGGAAAUGGCUACGAUCGGUCAUCCAUUGUCCGACGUCGUCAACCUCACAGGACCUUGGACGCAUGCAGCGAAUCGUGCCGAGCAGCAAGCAGACGGCAAAGCGGUCAGCGCACCCGGCGGCAAUUCUUUCUCGUCUGGAGAUCUGGAAGGUCUGCCCACCAAAGCGCAAGUCCUGGACUGGUACCACGCUAUUGUACCGUGGAGAUAUUCGGACAAGGAGGUCACAUGGGGCGAUGCGUUUGGUCAAUACCGUGGAGCGAUCAUUUGUCAAGGAAUUGCGGCGAGGUAUGCAGUGAGGCAGGCGAGUAGUGAGAAGGCGGGCGACUAUGGCAGGAUGAUGGGACCUUAUGGAGAGCAGGCGUGGGAAAGUGUGCAGAAGUAUAUGCGGCAGGCCCAGGCAGAGGGUGGAAAAGCGAAGCUAUGA